AUGCAAAACUUAACUGAAUUUAUGGAAAGCUUUAAUGUAAACCAUUUAGACAUAGCGCCCCGGUAUGCCAGUAUACUUAUGGGCAUCUCUAACGGUUUCGGUACGCUGGCCGGUAUGUUGUGCCCAAUUGUGGUCAAUCUGAUGACCAAAGAAAAGACACCUGCGGAAUGGCAGGACGUGUUCAUAAUCGCCGGCCUAAUACACAUCUGCGGCGUCAUCUUCUACGCCAUCUUCGCGUCGGGGGAACUGCAGCCGUGGGCUGAGCCGCCCAAGGAUGUGGAGCACAUG
Molecule: messenger RNA, 288 nt
Organism: Oppiella nova
Lineage: Eukaryota; Metazoa; Arthropoda; Arachnida; Sarcoptiformes; Oppiidae
Source: the annotation of a GenBank genome assembly